Triticum turgidum subsp. durum (durum wheat) is the source of this 1779-nucleotide messenger RNA. Lineage: Eukaryota; Viridiplantae; Streptophyta; Magnoliopsida; Poales; Poaceae. The record is from the annotation of a GenBank genome assembly.
AUGUUGUGGGAAUGCUUCCAAAGUUUGUGGGUGCUUGACCUGCGCCACCCGGAUUGUGAUCAGAUCUUGUCCGCGAGGGUAAUGGAUCUCAUGAUCCAGCUGAGGGAUCUAAACGUGAUGGGAGCCAGGAACUGGGACAUGAGCCAUCUACAGGGACGACUGCAUAACAUUCGCAAGCUCCGAGUAACAAAGUCCACCUGCUACUUCAACAACAAUGUGUUCUCAGAUAUGGGGAACAUGGAGCUUCUUGAUUUUUCUGGAAAUAUCAUCAGAAAACGCAUGAAAACCUUAUCUGGGCCAGAAGGCAACAAUAGCCUCAAAACUGUGAUUAUUGGUGGAUGUGAUUGGUUAAAGAUUAUCUCUUUUAGGGGAUGCAAAGAAUUGAAGAACCUGUUCUUGAAAGGAUCAUUGGGGAAUCUCAAUGAGCUGGACCUCUCAGGCACAAGAGUAAAAACGCUCGACUUUGGAGGAGUGGAAACCAGUUCAAUCCCCAAGAAGCUUAUCUUGCUAGGCUGUGAGAAGCUCCGGGCAAUAUUGUGGCCUCAGAAGGUAGUAAGGGAAGGAUGGUUUGGUGUGCUGCUGAGUAUCGACACCAUGUCGACAUCAACAUCAGCUGACGGAGGGGAAGCACCACUUGCUCAUCCACAUGUCGAUCCAUCCAUCCAACGACAAAAAGAAGAAAUAUUUAAGGCUCGAUGGCGGAUUUCUCUCAUGGAUACAAGGUUCCUUAGGUCGCUUUCUCCUGUAAGAUGGUAUUUAGGAGGCUCAUCCAUACAUAUUGAUGUCUGUGAUGCAGCUACCGUCGGUGGUAGCAACAUCCAAGGAACAAGCAGUGACGAACUAGUGCAAGUCCAACCGCAUACAAGUACCUUAAUGGACUCGAAGUAUAGAGAUAUACUGAAGGACGGCCCAGUUGCAACAGUGAUGAUGCGGGACUGCCCCAAGAUAUUUGUAAGGCAAUGGACCCAAGUGGUUGCAUGUAUCAUAAAUGUGAUCAUGCACGGGCAGAGCAACAAACUCUUGGAGGAUAACCCGUCCAUCACCAGUAUCCCUGGACAGGCAGAUACUUGUGCUUUAUUAUUGCCUCAUUUUUUAUGUGAAGCGGCUACAUCACUGCAUGUGUACGAUAACCCGGCCAUCACCAGUAUCCCUGCACCACCCCAAGGAUCAGGAUGGAGAAGUAUAAGAUGGUGUCGAAUGGAAAGGUGCCCCAAGUUACACACGGUCUUCACUACUCCUGAAGGCAGUAAUGUGAAGAGCUUUUUCUGGCUGGAGAAAUUCUGGGCCUCCCAGCUCCUCUCUGCAUGCUACAUCUGGGACAGGCCAACCCAAAGCUACUUUUAUAACCUGAACCUCUUGCAUCUGAACCAUUGCCCCAGGCUCGUACAUGUUCUCCCCUUCUCCAAAUGGGAGGGAGACACCUUGGGUGCACUGGAGACCCUCGAGAUAGUGUACUGUGGUGAUCUCAGGGAGGUCUUCCCUUUGGACACUCAGCUUCAAGAGCAGGAUAAAAUUCUAGAAUUUCCAAAGCUGAGGCACAUCCACCUGCACGAGCUCCCCAUGCUGCAGCGCAUUAGUGGGUGUAGGAUGUGGGCGCCUAAACUAGAGACCAUCAAGAUCAGGGGCUGUUGCAGCCUCAAGCGUCUGCCAUUGGUCGGACGCAACACCAUGCCGCCCAAGGUGGAUUGCGAGAAGGAAUGGUGGGACAACCUGGAGUGGGAUGGGUUGGAGAAGUACCACCAUCCUUCCCUCUAUGAGGCGAGCCACUCGUUGUACUAG